Molecule: messenger RNA, 561 nt
Organism: Triticum turgidum subsp. durum (durum wheat)
Lineage: Eukaryota; Viridiplantae; Streptophyta; Magnoliopsida; Poales; Poaceae
Source: the annotation of a GenBank genome assembly
AUGGCGAGGGGCGAGAACAGCGAGUCGCACGGCAGCGGCAACGUCCCGGCGGCCCCCGCACCAGGGGCAGCGUCAGCGUCCUCGGGGAAGCAGGCGCCGGCGGCUGCGCGUGGCGCGGACGGGCAGUCGGUGGUGCGGCGGCUGCAGUCGGAGCUGAUGGCGCUGAUGAUGGGCGGCGACCCCGGGGUGUCGGCGUUCCCGGAGGGGGACAACAUCUUCCAGUGGGUCGGCACCAUCGACGGAUCCGCCGCCACCGCGUACGAGGGCACCUCCUACCGCCUCGCGCUCGCCUUCCCCAGCGACUACCCCUACAAGCCGCCCAAGGUGCGGUUCGAGACCCCCUGCUUCCACCCCAACGUCGAUAACCACGGCAACAUCUGCCUCGACAUCCUCCAGGACAAGUGGUCCUCCGCCUACGACGUCCGCACCAUCCUCCUCUCCAUCCAGAGCCUGCUCGGAGAGCCGAACAACGACUCCCCCCUGAACACACAGGCGGCCGCGCUCUGGGCGAAUCAAGAAGAGUUCAGGAAGAUGGUGGAGAAGCUCUACAAGCCGGCGUAA